CCUUCACGUUCCUGCUCCCCGAAACAACAGAAAGCGGACGUGUGUGCUGUAACGCGCGAAACAGCUCGAGCAGCGAGCCGAGCGGAGGAGAAGACUGCUGAAAGAGUGGACUGGCUCGUGGGUAUCGAUCAGUAACCUGAGAGAAGCGGAGGUCUGGCCUCCGAAGAGUCCGCGGACCAUGCCGAGUAUCUUAGAGCUGUUAAUGCAGAGCGAGCUCGUGCAGCUCGACUCUCAGACUGAUGUGUUCUUCGAAACUCCUCCGACCGACGUGAUCUCAGAGGAGUUUUCUGAAGCCACUGUGAGCGGAUUCAGUGGCUCGACUGCUAAGCCGCCGUUACUGUUCUCAGACAGCGACUCUGGAGACAGCUUGUUUUUGACACAGUCUGUCACUUCGGCGCACAGGACGGUUAAAAGAUGUCGCUCUUCAGAAAGAACAGGCCCAAUUCCCAGAGGAGAGCCUGACAAUCAUCUCAGUGAUGAUGACUUGUUCGGCAGUCCUCUGAAAGUGCUGCCUUUACCAGAAAAGAGGGCUGCGGGGAGUUGCAGUCAGCCACGUAAACGGCGACCAGCACCUGCUCGUCCAAAAAGGAGAGAGUUUCCUUUUCUGCCGAAGUCCAGUUCAGGAAAAUUGUCUGUCCACAAGAGCCAAACUCUGAUGAAUUCAGAGAUUGGAGGGUUCUUUAAAUGCAUAUACUACAUGAACACAGGACGUGGAAAGAGAAGAAGAAGACUAAGUUCAGAUUUCUUGCCUUCUGCUCCGGAAGAAGGCAGCGCGGAGGAGGACCAUGACGACAUCAGAAUAGUGGAUUUGGCAUCUUUUAUAUCAAACUGCCCUAAAAGAAAUCGACAAACAUGGCUUCCAGCAUCAAGAUGGAAAAGUAGACAGGCCUCCAGCACAGCUCCUAAGAAGGAUAAUAAGAGGAAGAAAGAAAAAAUAGAGGAUAAAAAGAAACAAAACGUAAAGAAGAACAGUCCAGUCUCUAUGGGUGCAAAAGGCAAAAGAAAGGCUCAAGAGAACACAGAGACUCUGAGUGACACAGCGGUCGGCUCACUCAAUGUCAGAACGUUACGGUCAAAAAGCAGGAAGCAGGAGAAUAAAAGUAGGACUUCAUUCUCUUCUCCUGGAUGUUCCAGUGUUAGAUCUCUCCUCAUAGAGCAGGAGCAGCACAGUGAGAAACAGCUGGAAGUUUUAGUUGCAUGUACACAGUCAGAAUCUUUGGACUUGCUUUGCAGCAACACUCAAAGUUGUGAAAACUUAGCACUAGAAGGAGCAAACGAUGAUACAGUGGUUGAGGAGACGCAGAGGCCAGACUUGGACCAAGCUUCAGAAGACUCUGAUAGAACCCCUUCUCUGGAAAUGUUGCAGGAAGAAUUGAGAGAGAGGGAUGAAGAUGGAAUGUACGAGACAAGUAAAGAGAAAAAUGUAGAAAUCUUUGUGGGUGUAGAGACUAGUAGUCAUGCUGAUAAUACUGAACAUUGUGAAUUGCAGAAGAGUUCUCAGAGCUAUGUGCCACAUUUGAUUAAAACAACCUCAACUAUUGCUGAUGAAAUCAAACAAGCAGAGGAUAAAGAUCACAACAAGACACCAGCAGAUGAUAGUGUGACGCUUGCUUGUCCAGAAAGAAAUGUUCACUUUCUUCAUCUAACACUAUCGCUGUCUGACGAUCUUUCAGGAUUAGAAGUAAAUGCUGACUCGAGUCCAAGUGAGAAUGUCAUCACAGGUGAACAGGCAGAGAUGGCCAGAGGAACAGUACACAGUCAGAUGGAGGAUCCAGAACAAGUUGAGGCUACAGAAGUGAUGCAGCAUUCCGAGCAGGAAGCUACUGAAUCAGUUUCAGCGACAAAAGUAAAGGAGAAGAAAAGGAAAAGAGCGCAGACUGGUGAAGAUGAUGUCGCUGUAAUUGACGGCCAGGUAGAGACUGCUGAGGAUGUUGCAGUAAUUCAACAUUCUGAACUACAGUCUGUUGAAUUGGUUCCUGAAGAAAAAAUGAAGAAGAAAAGGAGGAAAGAAUUGGUUGGUGAAGGAGAUGUGGUUGUUGAGGCCAGUCAGCUUGAGUCUACAGCACAAAUUGAGGCUGUGGAAGUCAUUCAGCAUUCUGAGAAACAAGCCACUGAAUUUGUUCCAGAGAAAAAAAUAAAGAAGAGAGAACAGGUUGGUGAAGAUGAUGUGGCUGUAGAGACCAGUCAGCUAGAGACUCCACCAGUGAUUCUUGAUCCUGAGGGGCAAGCUGCUGAAUUGGUUCCAGAGAAGAAACUGAAGAGGAAGAAAAAGAAUCGGCCUGGGGUCGUAGAAGAAAAUGUGGCUGUAGAGGCCAGUCAGGCGGAUAAUACAGCGCAAGUUGAAGCUACAGAAGUGGUUCAGCAUUCCGAACAUCAAGAUACUGAAUCAGUUCCAGAGAAAACAUUAGAGAAGAAAAAGAAGAGAGAACGGGUUGUUGAAAGUUUUGUAGCUUUAGAGACCAGUCAAGUAGCCGCUACAGAGCAAGCUGAGACUCUGGAAGUGGUUCAAGAUUCUCAGCAGCAAAGUUCUCAGUCGUUUCCAGAGAAAAAAGUGAAGAAGAAGAAGAAAAAUCACAGAGAGCAGGUUGUUGAAGAAAAUGUAGUUCUAAAGGCUAGUCAAGUAGGUACCACAGAGCAAGAUGUGAUUCAGGAUUCUGAGCCCCAAGCUACUGAAUUGGUUUCAGAGAAAAAGGUAAAGAAGAAAAAGAAGCGGCCUGGGGUCAUUGAAGAAAAUGUGGCUGUAGAGGCCACUCAGAUAGAGACUACAGAGCAAGUUGAUGCUCUGGAAGUGAUUCGGGAUUCUGAGCAGCAAGCUACUGAUUUGGGUCCAGAGAAAAAACUGAAGAAGAAAAAGAAGAAAGCUGGGAUUGUUCAAGAAAACGUGGCCGUAGAGAUCAGUCAGGUGGAGACAACACAGCAACCUGAUGCUUUGGAAGUGAUUUGGCAUUCUGAGCAGCAAGCUACUGAACUGGCUCUGGAGAAAAAACACAAGAAGAAGAAAAAGAAGAAGGCUGAGGUUGUGGAAGAAAAUAUGGCUGUAUAUACCAGUCUUAUAGAUACCACAGAGCAGGUUGAGGCUGUUGAAGUGAUUCAGGAUUCUGAGCCGCAAGUAACUGAAUUUAUUCCAGAGAAAAAACAUAAGAAGAAGAAAAAGAAGAAGUCUAGGGAUGUUGAAGAAAAUGUGGCUGUAGAGACCCCAGAGCAAGUUGAGGCGGUUGAAGUGAUUCAGGAUUCUGAGCCGCAAGCUCCUGAAUCAGAUCCAGAGACAAAACUGAAGAAGAAGAAGAAGAAGAAGAAAAAGAAGAGUCGGGCUGGUCUAGAAAAUGUGGACAUGGAGCAGGUUGCGUCUCUAGAAAUGGUUCAGGAUUGUGAGCAGAAACCCUCUGAACAGAUUCCAGAGAAAAAACUGAAAAAGAUAAAGGACAGAACAUCUCAUGACUCUGAAGUGGCACAUGAAGGGAAGGCCAGAAAGACACCAUGGGUAGCAUUUGAGAAUGCUUCUAUAUCUAAUAGACCUGGAUCUUUGACGAUAUCUAAUCCUUCAAUCCCUGGAAUGGAAACGAAUGUAAGCGAGCAGGAUAACAGUUCAGAGAUUAAUGAGGAGGUUGGGUACUGUUCACCUUGUGUUGGUGGAUCUGCAUUCCCAAAGAAGAAGAAAAAGAAAAGGAAAGAGAAGGAAAACAAUGCAUUGUCUUGGGUUUCUGAUGGCAUGGGUCGUAUAGAUCAAGAAGAAUUUGGACAAAGACAUAAAGGAAAAAGUUCUGUAGCACAAUUAGAAUCUAGCGCUUGGCCUUUCAGUGAUAAAACGGGCAAGAAUAAGAGAACAUCUCUUUUCAGCGAUUCUGAAAGUGGUCAUUCAUUACUGCAGUCGGAAGACACUGUACAGCUUGAGACCAAAAAGAAGAAAAACAAAAGACAAGCAGAAGCUGCCACUGAUGUGAGCGCAGGUUUGUAUGAUGAGGAUGCUGAAUACGUUGCGUCCCAGGAGAGCCUCAGGGGUUCUCAGUCAACACCUUCAGAAGCAUUGUCAGAAAAGAGGAAAAAAAAGAAGAUCAAAAGGGACAAUUUCGACUCAGGUCAGAACGUAGGCGGCAUCAGACACAUGCAAUAUGUACAUUCUUUAGACAUAACCACUGGACUAGAAAGGGUAGAAAGCCCACAAGAGGUUUCAAGCACACAGCUUGGUGAAGAGGACAGUAUUCCAUCUUCAGGAGGAGGAUUAUUUAUGAAUUCUGAGAAGAAAAAGAAGAAGAAAAAGAAGAGCAAAGAGUAACAGGCUCUGUGUCUAUGCCAAUGUACCGAGGCCACACUUUGAACUGAACAUGCUGCAGUGUCUGCUGGAAUAAACCACUGUUUACUGACCCAUAAUGACGCCAUACCACAAGCCAAUAAGAGAACCUUAUUUCCUCAGUUGUUAUUUUAUGUAUAACUUUGCAUACAAAGUUGUCUAUUUUUACUUCAUAGUGUAAGUUGUGUACAGUUUUGUAUCUCUCAAUGGGAGCUGGGCUUCUAAGUUAUUGAUAACCUUUUGUUCCUUAAACAAAUUAGUUGUACAUACUGUUUUAUAAUAAAGUUUACAUAUUUUAUCAAUGAAUUUACAGUACAGUAUUUACAGUAUAGGUGCCUAACAGUGUACCAAAAUGCCUUCUGUUUUUGACCCCUAGAAAACAAACAUUAAACUUACAGAAGGGCAAAUGUGAAUGUUGCAUACAAAAUACUGAGGGGAGUGGGGGAAUCAGCAGGGUAGGAUGGUUGACAAUCAAAUGGAUUUUUAUAAUAAAAUAACUGUGUAACCUGUGUCAUCCUCAAAACAACAACUACACUUGGUUUAUUUGUUAAAUAUAGUUGGCAAUAAGCACGCUUGUUUUUGUUAAAACACCAUAUAUUAGGGGUCUCGAGUCUUAUCCGCAAAAGGCUGGUGUGACUGCAGGUUUUUCUUGCAACAAGGCAGAAGCUCAAAUGAUCAGUUGUUUAAAGACAGAGACUUAAUGAUUAAAUGAGUGGUGUGCUCCUCUUGUUUGGAACAAAAACCUGCACCCACAGUGGCCCUUUGUGGACACCCCAGCCAUAUAUCAUUAGAAUAAAUGUGAAUAAACAUAAAUACAGUAAAAAGUAUUAAGAACUUAUGGUUUUCAAUGCCUCCCCACCCAGCCAUUGCAUAGAUUUGUUCAAUCUACCCAAACUACCCAAACCAGGUAUACAACUACAAUAAUGCUGAACUUCUACAAACAGAAGUUUGGAAAUGGUUAAACAAACACCUUGAAUAACAAAAAAUCACUGCUUAUUGCAUUAAUAUUAUUUGUGUCUGUUGUUAUAUUAGUGUUAUAUAAAAUGCUUAUUGCCCAGAUAAAUAGGUUGCUGAGUAAAAUUUUAAUAUGUGUAAGACUUGCACAGUACUGUAUGUUCAUUCUUUCAGUUUCUCUGGCUUAAAAGCUUUUUUUGCUAACAUAGUAAGUUUAAUAGUAAACAUGCCAACAUAAUAGUAAGUGGUGCACUAAAGUGAACCUGAAGCCCUGAUUCACCCUCU
Molecule: messenger RNA, 5527 nt
Organism: Colossoma macropomum (tambaqui)
Lineage: Eukaryota; Metazoa; Chordata; Actinopteri; Characiformes; Serrasalmidae
Gene: pho
Product: phoenix
Exons: 5
Coding region: 179-4273 (1364 amino acids)
Biological process (GO): transcription by RNA polymerase I
Source: RefSeq, a predicted model, not a curated record